GCAGUGUUAACAAAAUGAACAGUUCUUUAAAUAAGCCAACAAUUUGUAUGUGUGCAAUACUCUUUGUCUUAAUUACAUUACCAGCCAUGGUGGUUAGUUAUAAUGGCACGAAAUUCGAUACAGCAGCAGGCCGUCAAAUAUUGCGUUUGUCCAAAUCGGCAGAAAUGCGGCUUUAUAUGAAACCAGAAGUGGAUGCUUGCAAAAAUUUUUAUCAAUAUGCUUGCGGCAAUUGGGCCAAAAUUAAUCCAGCCAUUCGUGAACCCAAAACGGGUACAUUUAAUGUUCUAUCCAAGGCCUACGAUCGUAAAAUAUUAAAAAUUUUAGAUGGAGCUGAAAUGUUCGGAGACACAGAAACUGCUUUAAAAGUAAAGUCUUUUUAUGAGUCUUGUUUGCUGCACAGUAAAUUGAAAGAUAACAAUCUUGAGCAUAUAUUGAGCAUAAUGGAAGAAUUUGGUGGUAUGCCCGCUUUAAAAGGUGAUGACUGGAAGGAGAGUGAAUUUGAUUGGCUGGAAACUAUAGCCCUGAUUUUGCGUAAAUAUGGUCAACAAAUAAUAUUAGGUGUGGAUAUAAAUGCAGAUUUAAACAAUAAUGAAAUAAAUAGCUUGUAUAUUGGGCAAUCGGAUGAAUUAAUAACUGCUAAAUCUAAAGAAUAUUACUUCAGUUUAUAUCUGGUGUGGCAAAUGAAAAUGGUGUCAGUUUUGGGUUUGUCUCAUGAACAAGCCUAUAAUUUAUCACGGGAAGUUAGCGACUUUGCACAGAAUUUAGCUUCGGGUAUGAUAGAUCCCAUGGAGGGUUUAGAUAUAGAAAAUAAAACCCGUUUAAUGUCGCUGGAGGAAAUGACGGAGAAUUAUGGUCCUGCCAUUAAUUUCACACAAUUUGUUAAAACCUGGUUGGGUUAUGACUAUCAGCUGCCUGUCUAUGAGUAUGUGGAAAACUAUAUACGAAAUUUACACAGUCUGGUGUUGAAAACACCACGCAAGGUCUUGGCCAACUAUAUAAUGUGGGAGUUGAUACAAGAUUUUAUAUUAGAGGCUCAACAGACUAGGGACAAACAAAAGGAAAAAUGUGUUGAAAUUACCAAGAAACACUUUAUUAAAUAUUUCGAUCAUCUCAUCUAUAAACAACUGCUUACUCAACAGCCAGAUAUUACUGAAGAGGUGGAGACUAUGUGGCAGCAAUUGAAAUUAUCCUUUGAGGACAUAUUACAGUCUUCCUGGAUGCUUGAAACUACUAAACUCAAAGCUUUGGAGAAACUGUCAGCCAUCACAUAUGAAAUAAAUGGUUAUGUUAGUGAGGACUUUCAAAAGGACUAUAGUUCUUUGAACAUUUCUUCAGAUGAGUUUUUUAAAAAUCUCCAAAAUGUUUUACUGCUGAGAGGACAUAAUUUCAGAAUGAAAUUGCAAGAGCCUCCCAAAUUAGAGGAUCACAAAAAGCUUAGUUUUACACCAACCUAUGCGCCGGAAUAUAAUCGAGUGACAUUACCGGUGGCCUUUUUACAGCCACGUUAUCUGUGGGAUGAUGUCUAUCCCAAGGCUUUGAAAUACGGCACCAUGGGCUACAUUAUGGCCCAUGAAAUCGUUCAUGGCUUUGAUGACACCUUACGUAAAUACGAUGCCAAGGGAAAUCUUAAUAAUUGGUGGGAUCCUAAUGCCAGUGCAGUGUUCGAUACACGCAAAGAGUGUCUACGACAACAAUAUGGCCAGUACAGAUUUGGUGGCAUACUACUGCCAAAAUCGCAGGCUCAGGCAGAAAAUAUUGCCGACAAUGUUGGCAUACGUAUUGCCUAUGACGCCUACGAGAUGUGGCUAAGCAAACACCAUCACACGCCAGAACAUCUGCCACACAUGGACUCAAUUAAUGCUCGCCAAUUAUUUUUCAUUAGCUCGGCCCAAGUAUGGUGCUCCGACCUCAAUAGCUAUUUUCAUAAUAUUGUUAUCAACACCGAUGUUCAUGCACCCGAAGAGGUUCGUGUACGUGCCAUGUUUGCCAAUUUCGAUGCAUUCGCCGAGGCAUUUGAAUGUCAGCUGGGCUCACAGAUGAAUCCGCAUAAGAAAUGUAUUAUUUAUUGAUCAAAUAAAUCAUAUAUUUACAAAUUUAUUUAUUGUAUUUGCGGUAUUUGUUAACUUUUAUUUUACAUAUCCAUAAAUACUUGAAUUUUUUAACCUUCAUCUACAUACAUACAUAUGUAAAUAUAGGGAUUUUUUUUGGAUGAAUAAUAUACAUGGGUAUUAUUUAGGUUUGUCUUGUAACAACGUCAAUUUGUUUACAAAAUAUUUUUGCACAUGUACAUAUUGAUUUUAUUUAAUCAAAUUAUUUAUGUAAAUCACUAAACAAAUAUUGUUCAGCUUCUUUGUAAACUUAAGCAAAUAAAAUACAUAUUUCCACAAAA
Molecule: messenger RNA, 2389 nt
Organism: Calliphora vicina (urban bluebottle blowfly)
Lineage: Eukaryota; Metazoa; Arthropoda; Insecta; Diptera; Calliphoridae
Product: neprilysin-4-like
Exons: 1
Coding region: 15-2069 (684 amino acids)
Biological process (GO): proteolysis
Cellular component (GO): plasma membrane
Molecular function (GO): metalloendopeptidase activity
Source: RefSeq, a predicted model, not a curated record